Eleginops maclovinus (Patagonian blennie) is the source of this 3219-nucleotide messenger RNA. RefSeq names its product serine protease FAM111A-like. The coding region runs from base 192 to 2090 and encodes 632 amino acids. NCBI's taxonomy places the organism in Eukaryota, Metazoa, Chordata, Actinopteri, Perciformes, Eleginopidae. Gene Ontology annotation, cellular component: nucleus; chromatin. The record is from RefSeq and is a predicted model, not a curated record. Gene Ontology annotation, biological process: DNA replication. The transcript is spliced from 5 exons.
GCGCCUCUCCCUGUUUUAUGGAGCUCCACACUGUUCGCGCCUUCUCAACAGAGCAGGUCGACGGCAGUCAAGCCCUGUUUGUGCAGUGAGUCAUCUUUCUGGAAUCCUCUGAGAAACGUGUCUGAACUGCAGUGCAUUUCGAGCAGAGCUGCCCUUCAUCUCCAGAGCCGAGGUUCGGCAGCUUGACCAACAUGGAGAAGGGUAGAGGAUCUGAGACUGGGAGCUGUACAAAGAGAAUAAAGACGGAGUCCGAUGCUGAUCCCCCGGCCGGACAUUUACAUCGCUUCACUGUGAAAUUCAGUCCUUCUGCCCGCAAGGAGUACACGAUAGACUGUGUUGAACCGGGAACAGUGCUGCGGGCGAUACAAACAUGUGACUGGCUGUUUUCAGAUAAAAACCUUGUGAUUCAGCUGGGUAAAAAGGAUAGGAAACAUGCAAUUGCAACACAUUUCCCUUGUUCUUGUAUCAGGGAAAAUGAGUGUCUGAUCUUGUCCAAUGAAAAAGGAGAGGUUGAAAAGAGCCAGGGCCAAAAUGAGGAACCAAUGCAUUCACAGGAAAUGUAUUCUGUGUUCUGCAUUGAUACAACGGGAGGAGAAAACACCAGAACAAAGACGUUUAUCAGAAACAAUGCUUUCAAUAAGUUCAAGUAUAUGUGUGUGUACGGGGAGAAGGGUAGGGAUAUGACAGUGGAUGAGGCUCUGAAGAGAGAUGGACGCUUCAUUGAUAAUCUUGGCUGCUUCACUCUGUCUGACAACAAUGAUCCAACGAAAAGCACUGGAUGCACACAACCUGUUGACAACCUACAUGCAAAAGAAUUCAAGUUGUGUUUUGAAAAGACACAACUGAAGUUGAAUAAAAAAGCAGUCAUAGAUCAAGUAAAGCAGAGAGCAAUCAUUGUCCAAAAAGCAAUUGAAAACAGUCAAAUCAGUGUCCAAACUGUAGUGGAAGAUCAAGGCAGAGCAGAGGGAAGCGCUGCAGGUAACAGUGGAAAGAGUGGCAGCAGUGUCGACGUUACCAAGAUUUAUGAAUUACUGCGGAAGCAAUGUGCAGGUCUGAAGGACCUGAUGAUGAGCAGAUUCCCAGGUGAUUCUUAUCAGAAGGACCCGAUGAUGAGGAGAGUCCCAGGUGAUUCUUAUCAGGAGAAACUGAACCUGAGGAAGGAAGACUUUGGAAAGAUCCAACAGUCAUUCAGCGACGUUCACAGAGUCAGAGAGCUGAUAAAACUGGGCGAGUCAGUUUGCAAAGUGGUUGUUGAAGGUUAUUUCACAGGAACAGGGUUUGUGUUGUUUGAUAACUUCAUCUUGACUAACGCACACCUGUUUGAUAAAUGUGUUGAAGAAACAGAGAACCUGAAGGAUGCAGUAGAGGUCUAUGUUUUGUUUAACUAUGAAGAAGAGCACAAAAAUUACCACCAAUUUAAGCUGGCUCAACGUAACAUCUGCUACCGUCAUGAUGACCUUGAUUACGCCAUAUUUGAGCUUGAGUCUGUCGGCCACAAAUACAACCCAGAAACAAAAAGUGUCACAGAACAGAAGGUGCCACCAGGGCUCCUGAAGAGGUUUGGUCCAGUGCCUGAGAAUGGUGAGGCCUGUAUCAUUGGUCACCCAGAAGGAGGAGUGAAAAAACUGGAUCCAACAUGUGUCAUUGAGAUAGAACACAGAAAGAAGGCUAUUGAAGAUCAUUUAGAUCCAUACAAAGACACUUUAUUCACAGUCUGCUCAAUCCGUCACCUCAUCAAAAAGCAAGGCAUUGAAAACAUAUUUGUGGGUGGGUGUAAAGAAAAGAAAGUAGUGACCUACAACAGCUUCAUGUAUCACGGCUCGUCUGGAUCCCCAGUGUUCGAUGCUCAGCGCAAGGUUUUUGGUUUGCACACCUCAGGAUAUGUUUAUGGAUUUCCUGAGAGUGAGAGUGUGAUAGAGUGUGCCCAACCUCUGCUCACUAUAUUUGAAAACUUUGUGAGCAGACUGAGGGAAUAUGGGAAGAAGGAUCUGUUGAAGAGAGUUGAGGAUGAAGCACAGGGAAACUCAGACCUAAAAAAGAUACUGAACACUGUCACAUCUGACUCUGAUGAAUCAAUGGACACUGAUUAGAGAAUCAGGGACUAAACGCACAGCUGGACAGCUUAUAUUCCCAUGCAUCAUCAGACUUAAGAUCAGUUUUCCAGUACGUGUAUCCUGUUUCAUACUGACAGAGAAGCUGUAACUCAUUGACUCCAGCUACAUUAUAUUAAUCAUCAAUAAUAACUUUUUCUUCUAUUACACUCUGAUAUACUGCACAUGGUUUAUCUCAUAGACUGGUACAGGGACGUUUCUGUGUUGGACCCUGAAGGCAGCAUCUUCCUGGUCCAAUGGGACCUGUGUCAAACAACGUUUAGGAUUCUUACUCCUUUAGUUCAGCAGGAUAAGCUCCACAUAUUAACAGCUCUUUAUGAUUUCUGUGAGCUAAUGUUGGGCUAUAAAGGAGCUACAGCACGGUCACAUGACCUCAUGUCACCACCACUAAGCUAAAGGUGGCUAACGUUGGGCUAUAAAGGAACUACAGCACGGUCACAUGACUUCACGUCACCACCGCUAAGCUAAAGGAGGCUAAUAUUUGGAGUGACUUGUGGGGUAUUUACUGGCGUGUUUUACGUGGUAGAACCAAACGUUAAAACUUCUUCAGGUGUGUUAACCACAGACCAGGAUAACAACCAAAAACACAUUCAGAAAACCAUUGACCUCCAGACACGGGGACAGGAAGUGGUAAAAUGCUGACUCAUAUCUUGGUUGUAGGACUCAUUCCUGCACCAGUCUUAAUGUUUUGUAUAUUCUCUUUUCUAUGUAAGCGUUCUGUUUUAUUUUACGUUCUGUUUUUGCUCUUAUUUCACAGCAUCCUACCUUUACUGUGUUUAUGUAUGCGCCGUUGAAGACAAAUCCCUUGUAUGUGUUAACCUAAUUGGCAGUAAACCAAACUCAGAUUUUGAUCCUGCAUACUCACCAGUUUUUGGAUUAUAUGAAGGUAUUCCUUAUGUGUUUUUGAGGCACUGAACUGAAUGCCAUAUUUAUGUUAUUUUUUUCAUAUGUAAUUGCUUUUAACAUGUAUUGGAAGUAUUGUUUUACCUCCAUAUCAUGUAUUCUCUUGUGGGAGGUGUACAUGAUGCUUUCAACGCAUUCUUUCUGUCCUGGCCUUCCCUACCAAUGUAAUCUGUUUGUGUUUUAUUAAAGUUUGAUCUCUUGAGAA